AAGGUGCGGGCACUCAGGGACGCGCAGGCGCGGGGAGGGUGCGGGCACUCGGGGACGCGCGGGCUCGGGAAGGCGGGGGCGCGGGCACGCGGGGACGCGCGGGCGCGGGCGGGCCGGUGCGCAUGCUCGCCGGGCCGCGCGGGCCUGGAGCAUCCCAGGGAGGGCGGAGUCUCAGGUCUGUGCGUGGCGCCCCUGGCGGGGUGCGGGGUACUCGAGGGGGGCUUUCUGGGGCGAGGGCCUGUCCUGGGAGGGGCGCGCCGGCCUCUGGGGGGCGCUGAGACGCCGGCCUCGGAACUGCGGGCGGUGCGGUUGGCGGCAGGCCGCGAAACCAUGAAUAGAGGCUCUGCAAUCCACAUUUUUUGGGGUGCUCCAAUUGGUCCAUUGAAAAUGAUGGUAUCACAGGAACCAACUUCUUUAAUGUCCACUACUGACCGCUGGAAAAAAGUUCAGCUUUUAUACAAUCAACAUUCUUUACAUCUGAAGGAUGAAAAAUGCAAGAAUAAAAAUGUGGAAGAUUAUCAAAUCCUAGACGCUGCUGCCCCUCCAGAUCUUCGUAAUGGUCAUUUUUUAGGAAGCUCCCCGAGUAGAUCUGUUUCUGUGAACGAUGACUGUAUACACUGUCUUUCCGAAACACAGACUCGAAAAUUCCAGAAGAGUCACCCCUUAGGGAUGAGUGACUUAACCAAAUCUGAUGUCCAAAUAUGUGGAUGUAAAGGCCGAGUUCAGCGUUUAACUGAAGAGGAAGAAUAUCAGGAGCUUUUCAGUGAAAAUAAGAAAAUCACAGUUGAACAGCAUAAACAUCAAUCAAAUAUAUGUGGUCAAAAUGUCCAAAAACAUUUCUUUCAGUUAGACCAUGAGUGUGCAGCUGCAUGGGAUUUGGUGUGUAAUACCGAGCAGAUUAAUACAGGGCCAGGAGCUAUCGGCAUGAGGUGUAUACCAACAGAGCAUCAUGGAACUCAAAACCAGAGUCUGGAAAAGAGCUCUUUGACCACACGAGAUAAGCCAAGGUCUGCGGGAGCAGUCGGGAAGGUCUCAGACCUUACGGCAUCUACUGAAACGGAAUUCCUCAGUAUAAUGACCUCCAGCCAAUUUGCUUUUUUAGCUCAAAGGAUAAAUAAAGGGGAGAGUUCUAUAAAUAAAGGGACAGUGAACACGGAGGUUGAAGCUGAAACAAGUCCUGGGGAAAUAAAAAUAAUUAAAGAUAAGUUGAUUCAGCCUGAUGAUGAUUUUGUAGAAAGAUAUGAAAGUAGACAAAACCAAGCAUAUUCCCUUGAACUUUUCAGUCCUGUUUUUCCUGAAACAAAAAGUAGCCACAUUCACAUAAAGUCUGAUAAAGGUCUUAAAGAAAAUGUGGAAUCUCAAGAACUUUUCAGUUUUGAAGAUAAACUGCCAUCAAAUGAGAUACGUAUUGAGUCAUGUAGGCCCGGAAUUCUGUGUUCUCAAGCAAAUGCCUUCCACAAAAGUCCUACGAAACGGAAUUGGACCUCUGAAGACGAAUCGGGCCAUCUCAAAGCCCUCCACGUUUCUAAGAAAACUAAGUUGGUUUCUAAUGCAGGAGGCGCUGCCACAGCAACAGACCAGAGGAGUGUGUCUGAAUUCAAGGGCAUUAAGAAAACAUCAUUAAUAAAAAAUUGUGAUUCCAAAAGUCAGAAGUAUAAUUGUUUAGUCAUGGUGCUAUCUCCAUGUCAUGUGAAAGAAAUAAAUAUAAAAUCGGGACCAAAUUCGGGCUCUAAAGUGCCUUUAGCAACAGUUGUGGUAAUUGACCAGUCAGAAAUUAAGAAGAAGGUUUUUCUGUGGAGGACGGCCGCACUUUGGGCCCUGACAGUGUUCCUUGGAGAUAUACUUUUACUCACAGAUGUUACUGUUUAUGAAGAUCAUUGGGUUGGUGAGACAGUACUACAAUCAACAUUUACCAGUCAGUUAUUAAAUCUUGGGAGCUAUUCAUCUGUCCAGCCUGAGGAGUAUUCCAGUAUAGUUAGUGAUGUUGUACUUCAGGACUUACUGGCACAUGUAUCUUCAAAGCAUUCCUAUCUCCGAGACCUCCGUCUGAGGCCGCCCCAGGAAGUGAGCAGCGUGGAGUUUGUGGCUCUGGAGCAGCUCCAGCCCGGUGUGCUAGUCCAUGUGCUGCUCAGAGUGGUGGAUGUCACUGUACUGACAGAGGCGGUAUAUAGUUAUAGAGGACAGAAGCAAAGUAAAGUUCUGUUAACAGUGGAACAGGCCCAAGGUCAACAUUAUGUGCUUAUAUUAUGGGGUUGUGGAGCAGCCUGGUACCCUCAACUUCAAAGGAAAAAAGAUUAUAUUUGGGAAUUUAAAUAUCUUUUCGUUCAGCGCAAUUACAUCUCAGAAAACCUAGAAUUGCAUACAACACCUUGGUCAUCCUGUGAGUGCCUGUUUGAUGAUGAUAUAAGGGCUAUUACAUUUAAAGAAAAAUUUCAAAAAAGCAUGUCCUCUUUUGUGAAGAUGUCAGAUUUAGCAACACACCUGGAGGAAAAAUGUUCAGGAGUGAUUCUAGUCAAAGUCCAGAUUUUAGAGCUAGUGUUUCAUGCUACAACAGUCCAGCAGAUAGUUAUAAAUGCUCACAGUUCUCUGAAGAGCAUUUUCUCUUCUCUUCCCAACAUCACGUAUACUGGCUGUGCAAAGUGUGGAUUGGAACUAGAAACAGAUGAGAACAAGAUCUACAAACAGUGUUUUAGCUGUUUGCCAUGUACUACAAAGAAAAUAUACUACAGGCCAGCUUUAAUGACCAUAGCUGAUGGGCUAUCUAAGGUCUGCGUUCAUGUAGGAUCUAAGGUGAUGGAGAAGAUUCUUCUCAACAUUUCUCCUGACUGGCUCAGCAGAGUUAUAGCCCCGCCCUCGGAGGUCACCUAUGGCUUGGUCGCAGCAGAUGUGCUCCACUCCUUGUUGGCAGCCUGCGGAGCACCCUGUGUCCUGAAGGUGCAGAGCCUCUUCGUGUUGGAGGAAAACAGCUACCCGCUGCAACAGGACCUCUCCUUGCUGGACUUCUUGCCUGCCUGGGGAGCGUGCUCCUAGCCCUCCCUGAGGCCAGUGGAGACCAUGGCACUUCAAGGAGACCACAGAAAAGGAUUUGUUUCCAGCCCAAUGAAUGACAGGACUUUUGCUUGGGGUUUUUAAAUACACAGGUGUGGGCAAAAGUAGGUUUAUAGUUGUUCAUAUGGAAAAUAAUACAAUAAUUAAUAAAUCCUAUAUAAUAAAACUAUUUCCUGGGGGGGGGGUUGGGCCUAAGCUGGCAGGUGGACUGCCCCUGAGGGGUCCCAGACGGUGAGAGGAUGCAGGUCGGCCUGAGGGACCUCCCCAAGUGCACGAAUUUUGUGCACCAGGCAUCUAGUAAUAUAAGAACACACUUUCACAUGCAACUGUAACCCUAUUUUUGCUCACCCUUGUAUUUUAUAAAGAGCUAAAUAAAGAUAUUUAAUAAAGAGCUAAAUAUGUAAAAUAAAACAUUUUUUUCUAAGAAAAUUUUGUUGGGAUUUUUGUUUUUAUGUUUUCCUUUCUUGCUUUUAGCGCAGCGAUUUUAAACCUUUUUCAUCUCAUGGCACACAUAAACACUAAUUACUAAAAUUUUGCUGAUCUGACAAAAAUAGGUAUAAUUUGAUUCAUUCACACUGGACAACUAUUGUGUUGGCUGUUGUCAUUUUUAUUUGACAGUCUAAGGGAAAAGAGAGCAGUGCCCCUGACUAAAUAGUCAGGUGCUGCAUGUUUUAAAAAUUCUUGCAGCACACUGGGUGAAAAUUGCUGUUCUAGAGAAAUUAUCUAGCAAUAACGGCAAUGUAUUUCUGGGAAUUGAAGGUUCACUUUCUACAGUCCUUGCCACAGUCUAGGUGCUGAGCUAAGUACUGCAGAUGCAGGUUAACACUUCCUCAGGAACUCCUUUCUGCUCUACUCUCAAACUCUAGUUUUCCUUAUUCCUCUUUCAUAAACUAUUGCCAUGAGAUGAUUUCCUUAAUCAUAACUACAUGUAAUAAUGGGCUAGUUUGAAUAAGCCCACGUUUAGACAAGUUCAAGAUGAACAUGUCUUUUUAUGAAGAAUUGAAAAUGAUGGAGACAAGGUCAUGCUUCAUUUUACAGAGGGAGGAAGCGCCACAUUGUGAGUUGGGAUUUGAGUGCCUUACUGAACUGACUUACCAACAAACAUUUAGCAACUUUUGUUCUCAUUGUGUUUGUCAAAGAAGCUCAUAUAAAAUGGUAAAAUGAAGAAAUAUGGAGUGGCACUUAACUUGUAAAUAUGGAUGGAGUAUGUUGUGACUUAAUGGAUUAAUAAUAUUGCUUGAAAACAACUAAAAACAACUUGAUGAAAUUAACAAGUUUAUUUUACUAUGUCUGUGUUUUGUUAAAUUCCUAUAGUUCAUUGAAAUUAUUUUCUCUAAUUCAGGUUUUUUCCUUUUUU
Molecule: messenger RNA, 4405 nt
Organism: Myotis daubentonii (Daubenton's bat)
Lineage: Eukaryota; Metazoa; Chordata; Mammalia; Chiroptera; Vespertilionidae
Gene: SHLD2
Product: shieldin complex subunit 2
Biological process (GO): regulation of double-strand break repair via homologous recombination
Cellular component (GO): site of double-strand break; nucleus
Source: RefSeq, a predicted model, not a curated record